Molecule: messenger RNA, 4404 nt
Organism: Anas platyrhynchos (mallard)
Lineage: Eukaryota; Metazoa; Chordata; Aves; Anseriformes; Anatidae
Source: RefSeq, a predicted model, not a curated record
GAGCCGCCACAGCCGGGGCGGAGCGGGGGCGACCGCGGGGGCUGCCGGGGGGCCGGGAACGGCACCGGGAGCGGAGGGUUUGCGUUGCUGACUGCGGGAGAGCAGAAAUUCCGCAGAAAUGGCAAGGAUUGAGAAAAUGAGCAUCCUCGGCGUGAGGAGUUUUGGCAUAGAGGAUAAAGACAAACAGAUUAUCACUUUCCAUAAUCCAAUGACUAUUCUGGUGGGACCAAAUGGUGCAGGGAAAAACGGUAAGACUUACACUAUCAUUGAGUGCCUUAAAUAUGUGUCCACUGGAGAUUUUCCUCCUGGAACCAAAGGAAAUUCAUUUGUUCAUGAUCCAAAGGUUGCCCAUGAAACUGAUGUUAGAGCUCAGAUUCGAUUACAGUUUCGAGAUGUUAAUGGAGAGCUUGUAGCUGUCCAACGAUCCAUGGUGUGUACCCAGAAAAACAAGAAAACAGAGUUUAAAACACUUGAAGGGGUCAUUACUAGAACAAAGCAUGGUGAGAAGGUCAGUCUCAGUUCCAAGUGUGCAGAAAUUGAUCGAGAGAUGAUCAGUGCCCUUGGUGUUUCCAAAUCUGUGCUCAACAAUGUUGUUUUCUGCCACCAAGAAGAGUCCAACUGGCCAUUAAGCGAAGGGAAGGCCCUGAAACAAAGAUUUGAUGAGAUCUUCUCAGCAACAAGGUAUAUUAAAGCACUGGAAACUCUCCGUCAGGUACGACUGAAACAAAGCCUAAAAGUAAAAGAGUGUCAGACAGAGCUGAAGUACCUAAAGCAGAAUAAAGAAAAAGCACAGGAAAUCCAGGACCAUCUUAACAAUAGGGAAGCUCAGCUGUCUGCUUCUAAGGAGAAUGUAAAAUCUAUCGAGAGUCAGCUGGAUCCUUUAAAGUGUUCUCUGGCAGCAGUUGAAAAGAAUCUCAUGAAAGUAAUGUUGCUAGACAACGACGUAAAAGCUCUGGAGAGCAGGAGGAGGCAGAUGGAUAAGGAUAAUCAAGACCUGCAACAGAAGAUGGAAAAGGUUUUUCAAGGAACGGAUGAACAGCUAAGGGAUAGAUACCAGAACCACCAGAGAACAGUGAAGGAGAAGGAGAAGAGAUUAUCAGACUGUAAGCGUGAAUUAGAUAGGGCCAUUAAAGAAUGCCAGAGGUUUAACAGUGAAAAGUCAGAACUACUCGUUGAACGAGGUCGUCUACAACUGCAAGCAGAUCGUCACCAAGAACACAUCAAAACGAGGGAUUCAUUAAUUCAGUCUUUGGCAGCACAGCUAGAAUUAGAUGGUUUUGAGCUAUCACCUCUUAAUGAAAGACAGAUUACCAAUUUUCACAGGUUAUUGAAGGAGAGACAAGCGAGAGAUACAGAAACUGCAAAUCACUUAAUGAGAGAAUUUGCACAAAAAGAAGCGAUGAAACAAAAACAGAUAGAUGAAAUAAGAGAUAAGAAAACUGGAUUAGAAAGAACCAUUGAUCUGAAAUCAGAUAUCCAAUAUAAGAGACAAGCAGAACUGAAGAAUGUAAAACAUGAAUUGCAGCAGUUGGAGGGGUCAUCAGGCAGAAUUGUGGAAUUGGAUGAAGAGAUUGUCAAGACAGAACAUGAACUGGAGAAGGCUGAGAGGAGCAGCAAUGUAGAAACACUUGAACUGGAAGUGCAAACUCUGCAAAAUGAGAAAAUAAACCUGGACAAAAGUCUUCGGAAGCUGGAUCAAGAGAUGGAACAGUUGAACCUACAUACCACAACAAUUACCCAAAUGGAGAUGCUGAAGAAAGACAAAGCAGACAAAGAGGAACAGAUUAGAAAAGUAAAAUCAAGACAUUCUGAAGAACUGACGUUACUGCUGGGGUACUUUCCAAAUAAAAAACAACUUGAAGACUGGCUCCAUGGCAAAAAUAGAGAGAUUAAUGAAACAAGGGACAGACAUGCCAAGCUUAACAAACAACUGGCAUCAGCAGAACAACAGAAGAAUUUUAUCAGUGCUGAACUAAGAAGAAAAGAAGAACAGUUGUCUAGCUAUGAAGCAAAACUUUUUGAUGUUUGUGGAAGCCAAGAUUUUGACAGUAACCUGAACAAACUUCAAGAUGAAAUUGAAAAAAGUUCAAAACAGCGAGCUGUGCUUGCUGGAGCCACAGCAGUUUAUUCACAGUUCAUUACACAACUAACAGAAGAGAACCAGUCGUGUUGUCCAGUUUGUCAAAGAGUUUUUCAAACAGAGGCUGAACUGCAAGAUGUAAUUAGUGAUCUUCAGUCUAAGUUGCGUCUUGCACCAGACAAAUUGAAGUCAACAGAGUCUGAGCUUAAAAGAAGAGAGAAAAAACGUGAUGAAAUGAUGGGUCUUAAACCAAUUAGGCAAACAGUAGUGGAACUCCAAGAAAGGGACAUACCAGACUUGAGGAACAAGCUGCAAACUGUGAACAGGGAUUUUGCACGCCUGAAGGGUGAGAUAGAAGAGCAGGAAACACUCCUGCAGACAGUUCUGUCUGAGAAGGAAGGUGCUAAUGCAUGUUUACAGGACAUAACACUAAUGGAAAGGUACCAGGCUGAUAUUAGGGAUGUUGAAAGAAAAAUUGCUCAGCAGGAGGCUAAGCUGCUAGGGGUCGAUUUAAGUAGAACUGUUCUACAAGUAAGCCAAGAAAAACAAGAGAAGAAACACUUAUGGGAUACAGUUACUAGUAAAAUUGAGUUAAAUCAAAAAAUCAAGCAAGACCAGCAGAAUCAGAUUCAGCAGCUUAAGAGUACAGUUAAUGAACUUAGAGCAGAGAAACUUCAGAUUUCCAGCAGCAUGCAGCGUCGUCAACAACUGGAGGAGCAAAUAGUGGAAUUAACCACUGAGUUUCAGUCCUUACAUAGAGAGAUUAAGGAAGCAAAAGAACAGGUAUUUCCCCUACAUGAAACUUUAGAAAAACUGCAGCAAGACAAGGAGGAUCUAAUUAAUAAAAGGACUGCAACUAAUAAAGAAACACAAGAGAAGAUAAAUACCAUAAAAGAGAAAGUUAAAGAUAUAAACAAGUACAUGAAAGAAAUCGAAAGCUAUAUUCAAGAAGGAAAGGAAGACUACAAGAAGCAAAAGGAGUCUGAACUUGAUGAAGUAAACUCUCAAUUAGUUGCCUGCGAGAAACAGAAGGAAAAGAUAAGUAAAGAGAUGGAAAUUAUUCGACAAGAUAUUGACACUCAAAAGAUACAGGAAAGGUGGCUAGAGGAUAAUCUGACUUUGAGGAAGCGGAAUGAAGAAUUAAAAGAAGUUGAAGACAAUAUAAAUAGACUUAUGAAGGAGAUGGGAGAAAUGAAAGUCCCGCAGAUGAAAAAUGAACAAAAAAAUUUAGAGGAGAAAAUAGAAGCUCUGAAAAGAAACCAUCAUGUUGCACUUGGCCGACAGCGUGGAUUUGAGGAAGAGAUUGUUCGGUUUAAAAAGGAACUUCGAGAGUCACAAUUCAAAGAUGCAGAGGAAAAAUACAGGGAGAUGAUGAUUGUUAUGAGAACAACGGAGCUAUUGAACAAGGAUUUGGACACUUAUUACAAGGCUCUUGAUAAAGCAAUAAUGACAUUUCAUAGCAUGAAGAUGGAAGAAAUUAACAAAAUAAUUCGUGACCUUUGGAGAAAUACCUACAGAGGACAAGAUAUUGAAUAUAUAGAAAUUCGCUCUGAUGCAGAUGAGAAUGUUUCAGCAGCUGAUAAGAGAAGAAGCUACAAUUAUAGAGUAGUAAUGAUAAAGGGAGAUACAGCACUGGAUAUGAGAGGAAGAUGUAGUGCUGGGCAAAAGGUGCUUGCUUCUCUUAUUAUUCGUCUUGCUCUAGCAGAAACGUUCUGUCUCAACUGUGGCAUAUUGGCACUAGAUGAGCCUACCACCAAUCUUGAUCGAGAAAACAUUGAGUCUCUUGCACAUGCCCUCGUGGAGAUAAUAAAAAACCGCACAAAACAGCGUAACUUUCAGCUUCUGGUGAUAACUCAUGAUGAAGAUUUUGUUGAACUGCUGGGCCGUUCUGAAUAUGUGGAGACCUUCUACAGGAUACGGAAGAACGAUGACCAGUGCUCUGAGAUCAUGAAAUGCAGUGUCAGCUCCCUUGGCUCAUAUGUUCAUUAGCAUUUCAAGUAAUUAUGUAUUAUAAUUACUUUUUAAUUAACAAUUAAAAUGAAUUAAAUUAAUUUAAUUUACAAUUAUAAUUUGGCUUAGCUGCCAAACUUAGAGGUCAGAGGAAGGCAUCUGAAAAUGUAGCUCCUUCUUAUCAUAUAGUAUCAUGAAGAUUUUAGCUCAAGUCUGAAACUAUUACAUUUUUAAACUUCAUAUCUCUGUACUUACUUCUGCAUCUGGGUUCAGGUUUCACCAUGAGUUGGGAGAAUGUAAGUGAAUACAGGGCAGUUAACUUUUAGGUUUAUUUUAUAUUUUAAAAGAAAAAAUAAAGUGUUGUUCUUGGUAUA